AUGAUGAGCAGUAAUUACUGCAGCAACACUUCAUCCAGCAUGAGUGUCAACGAAAUGUCUGCCUUCCCUCUGACUUUAGAGCAAAAAACUGGCUUUGCCUUUGUGGGUAUUUUGUGUGUUUUCUUGGGACUUCUAAUUAUCAGAUGCUUCAAAAUCCUGCUAGACCCCUACAGUAGUAUGCCUUCUUCUACGUGGGAAGAUGAAGUUGAGGGGUUGGAUAAAGGAACAUUUGAAUACGCUCUUGCAUGA
Antrostomus carolinensis (chuck-will's-widow) is the source of this 249-nucleotide messenger RNA. It is a transcript of the gene CTXN2, whose product is annotated as cortexin 2. Bases 1 to 249 code for a protein of 82 amino acids. The transcript has a single exon. NCBI's taxonomy places the organism in Eukaryota, Metazoa, Chordata, Aves, Caprimulgiformes, Caprimulgidae. The record is from RefSeq and is a predicted model, not a curated record.